AUGUCUUCCAAAGCUCGCGCACCUCGCGCCUCGACCGGAAGCUCCAAUGUAGAGAUGCGCGACAGCUCGCCAGCAUCCUCUUCGCGCCGUCACAAGAACAACGACCAGGAACGCCACCAGCAUAGCAAAGGACGGAACGCUGGCUCCACUCAAGCCCCUCGCAAAGCACGCGCCGCCACUGUCGAGCCCGAAGCGAGUCCACCAAUGCCAAGCAUGACCUGGACUGAUGUCACCAAUGUCAAGGGCAAUGAUCGCGAGAAGAGCAGGGGCAAGGUGAAGGUGGAAGACCUCGGCACUGUCGACAUCAACCACAAGCCAAACGUUAGCCUUCCCUCCGCCCGCGGGAACAAAGCGGCCACCCCUGCCGAGGCACCUCAGCAGACCUCGUCGGUGCGCACUCGUACGCCUUCGAUUAGAGUUGGCAAUGGUCCGUUUCUGCCACAACUUAGCGCUCUCGAUCCUACCGGCGCUUCGCUUCAAGAUGCCGUGCGCCAGAUGAUCCUCAGCUCGUACGGAACCAACGCCGCCACCGCCUUGGUAUCAGCCAGCGCUGCCAAUCACUUUGCUCCUCAGCAAGACGUCAAUUAUGGCCUCGGCUUCAGCACCUUUGAGGAGCACCAGCAGCUUCCACCUGGUGAGCAACCUGCGCGUUUGCCAUUUUGGAGGCGACCAUACUCAACGGCUGACCCGCCCCUCGCGUCCUUCGCUACAGCACUCAACAGCAUCGUUGAUGCUCGCCUAGGCCUUCAUGAUCACCAAAUGACGCUCGAUCCCACUACCAACAUCUACAUCAACGGUCUCGGCACGCAGUGAGUUGACUGCCGCGCGUCUCGUGACCAGCACGCAUACCGCUCACCGCUUCCGGAAUUGCACGCUCAGAACUACGGACGACGACCUUCUAGUCCUUGGAGCUCGCUUCGGCACUGUGCUGAGUCACAAGGCCAUGAUUCACAGCGAGAGUGGAGUUUGCAAAGGGCGAGUCGUGUACGCUCCUAGCAGUCUAUUGCCCGCAUGUUCUGACCAUCUACCUUGCACCACAGAUAUGGAUUCUUGAUGUAUGCUACGAGUGCCGAAGCACACUUCGCCAUGGCUGAGCUUACCAAAUGCGGCUACCAGACUUCUUGGGCUCGCGUGCGUAUGCCUGUCAGCUACUUCGUCGGAGGUGCCGUACCACUAACGCGGAGCUCGGUUCGAGUCGCAGGAGAGUUUCACAUCGAAGCUUCGCCGCAUGGCGGACAACAGCAGCGCCAAUGUGUACCUUAGCAAGUGAGCUGGCCGCGGAUCUCGGCUUCAAAUAUUUGGCCGCCGCUGAAGUCGGUGGAUAUGUCUACCCCUUACUCCAGUCUGCCUCGCACGAUGUCAUCCUCUGGCCUAGAGCAGCUCUUUGCACCACACGUCGUGGUCAGCCUGCGUAUCCUCACAGACAAUAAUGGAGAAUCUCGCGGUGUCGGCUUUGUACGACUGCGUACCCGCGAGAUCGCCCAGGAGUGCAUCGACCGUCUAAAUGGCAAGGUGAGCUCUUGGUAGCAGCGCCGCGCAAGUCGGUGACGCCUUAGCUAUGCUCAACGCGCCCAAUCACUGCUGCGCGCCACAGGUCCUACCGGACACGACAUCCGGGCUUCAGGUCCGUUUCGCUGACAGUGAAGCUCAGAAGCGCCUGAAGCAGUCCGCCUCGAUCGCAGAUGCUGCUGCGGCGGCCGCCGCCACGAACGCCACAUCGCCUCAUCUCUCUUCCAUCAACGGCCUUAGCCCCACUUUGCCCAUGCUCUCGAGCGGCGUCAACGGCUUCACGAAUGGUCUUGGAAGCCCUCUCAGCUUGAGCACUCCCUUUAGCCCUGCUUUGAGCACUCCUAGUCUCAGUCCAGCCUCCAAGCACUCCAGCGUGUUCAAGUAAGUGGUGCGCGGUGAACUCCACAGCCAGCGCUGGCGCCAACUCAUCCUCGUAUCCAUUCACUCUCCCAGUUCGCCAGAGAUGAGCUUCGUUCAGCCGCACAACUUUGCUUACCUCAACAUGCUCGCAGCAGCUGGUAUGCGCAUGCCAACAAUGACUUCGUCCCACAAGAGUCCCAUCUCUCCCGUCGGUCCACUGGAUCGUAGUCCCAAUCUAUGGGCCCUGAGUCCAGGCGCAUCGAAUGGCUUGCUCCCUCCUGUCAGCGCAUCUGCGCUCUGGCUUGCCCAACAACAACAACACCAGCAGCACCAGCUGCAGCAGCUGCAACAAUUGCAGCAAUUGCAAGGGAAAGGAAUCAUUGACGGACAGCACUUGCCUCAAUUGCUCGGCUCGCUCUCAAUGGAUGCUAGCACAAUUGACACACGCCACGCUCAGCAGGCUCCUCGCAAACAGCAAUCUCCAGUCUUCGAUAAAGCGGUACCUACCAAGUCGAGCUGUGCUGCUGGAGCCCUCUCCUGGAGAGCCGGAGCUGCUCCCCUUCAGCAACGCACCAAUGUUCACGGGACGUCGACGAACAAAUCGGCGAGCGCCCGAGCCAAGCGACAAAACAAGCCAUCCUCGAUCGGAAAAACUGAUCUCAAGCCCGAAGCAAAUGGCGGAAGCGCACUUGGACUUCUCCUGAACGGAGACGAAUGA
This is a messenger RNA of Ceraceosorus bombacis, 2587 nucleotides long. The record is from the annotation of a GenBank genome assembly. Lineage: Eukaryota; Fungi; Basidiomycota; Exobasidiomycetes; Ceraceosorales; Ceraceosoraceae.